AUGAUUUUCCACCCUGAUCUUCCCACGUUCCGGGUCUACUCGGUAACCAUCUCCAACUUCAAUAUUUCCACCACCACCCCUCCCCUUCUCUCCGGCUACUUCAACAUUGGACUGACCGUUGAAAAUCCUAGCAGCAAAACUACCUUCUCGUACAGCCACCUCGAGGCCGGAAUCUACCUCGGGUCCAAUCAACUCUCGGGGACAACCCUCCCGCCGUUUACUGUGGCAGAGAAGAUGAAUGCAACCGGGAUCAAUGCAGAAUUCUCCGCGGUUAGGGCUUACACAUACUUGGCUGAGACUCAAAAUCUGGAACUCUGUUUGAAGGUUCAAAUGGAAGUUCAUUCCAAAUCUGGUUUUUGGAGAGAAGUGCAAUAUUUGGAGGCCUCUUGCCCGGGAUUAUUGGUCAGUGCUGUUAAGACUCAAAAGAAUGGAUCAAGUUCUGAUGUUUGGAGUCUAAUUGGAGGAGUUAAGGACUGCGAGGUUUCUUAA
Coffea eugenioides is the source of this 489-nucleotide messenger RNA. RefSeq lists its product as uncharacterized. Gene Ontology annotation, cellular component: plasma membrane. The transcript has a single exon. The record is from RefSeq and is a predicted model, not a curated record. Lineage: Eukaryota; Viridiplantae; Streptophyta; Magnoliopsida; Gentianales; Rubiaceae. Bases 1 to 489 code for a protein of 162 amino acids.